AUGUUAACCUUUCAUCUUCUGGCCAAGAAGCAGUUUAGGUUUGCUGCAAGGAUGUGUCCCAGACUGUUGUCCAGAAAUGCCUCUUGGCUUUCUGACAUCCAAACUCGUGCCGUUCUUGCAAAGGGAAAACCAAUAUUUAGUUCCCGCAAACUGAACCCUUUAAGGUCUGCCCCUGCCCCUGCCCUAGUUGACAUACCUAUUCAGAAUAUGUUCCAAGGAAGAGUGUCCACCGUGUCUGGUCCAGACUCCAUGAUCAGCCCGUCUUUUUUCACCUCUUCAGACAACCUAUUCUACUCUCAAACUCCUCUUCUCAUGAGGAGAAGCAACGAUCAUGACAAAAAAGAUGAUCAAACCGAUACAUCCGAAAAGCCAAAGGACAAAGACGAUGAUAUUGACACUUCUGACAAAGAAACUCCUAAAUCAAACGAUGUCCCUGAUUCAAAGCCUACCCCAAAGCCUGCGAAAUCUUCCAGAAAAGCUUCAAAGACCUCUCAUGUUGCUUCUGCAGGUGCUUCCGGUGCUGCCGGUUCGUCAAACGGCUCGAAAGGCGGUGAUUCUGGUGACGGCCCUCGUCCCAAACCGAAGGCUAAGCCUCAUAAUGUUGUCGAGCUUCCUGAAGUUUACCCUAAAAUUAUAGCUCUUCCAAUAUCUCGUCGUCCACUAUUUCCUGGAUUCUACAAAGCUGUGAUCAUCUCUGAUAUAAAUGUUAUUAAGGCUAUAAAGGAGUCCCUUGAUCGCCAAUAUCCGUUUAUUGGUUGUUUUCUUUUCAAAGAUGAGAACAUGGAGAGUGAUGUCAUUGAAUCCAAGGACCAAGUUUACGACACUGGUGUUUUGGCUCAGAUUACUUCCAAUGUUUACACCAAAGAUAGUGAAACUGGUGUUGAGACGUUAACUACUGUUCUUUAUCCCCAUAAGCGUAUUAGAAUUGACGAACUGUAUCCUCCUCUCACACAUUCUGAAAAGGCUAUUGUUCCUGAAAUUGAUGCUAAGACGAUCGCUGAGAAUGUCGCAAACAAAAGUGCUGACAACAGCAAACAGAUUAUUGAGGGAAUUACAGGUGAAAAGGAAGGUGACGAACCCCAAAAGUCUGUGGAACCUUCAGAGAUAAUAUCAGCCGCAGAGAAGGAAGAGAACUCUAAUGACAGUUUGGCAUCUCCGGCCGACGAAGAGGACAAUCCGACUGUUUUCUUAGAGAAAUAUCCGAUUACUUUGGUUAACGUUUCGAACGUUGAAGAUGAAAAGUACGAGAAGAACGAUCCGGUGAUCAAUUCUCUUACUGCUGCAAUUUUGGAAGUUUUGAAAGACAUGUCUUCUCUCAACAAGUCGUUUAGCGAUCAGUUGGCUACUUUCAGUGCUUCAUUACACAGCGAUAUCUUCAACUGCCCCGAGAAAUUGGCUGAUUUCGCUGCCGCUGUCACUGCGGGAGACCAAAAAGAUCUUCAAGAGAUUUUAGAGUGCCCAGAUGUUGCUAAGAGAUUGGAAAAGGCUCUCACAGUACUAAAGAAAGAACUGAUGAACAAGGAAAUGCAAAAGAAGAUUGAAAAGGAUAUCGAGGAGAGGAUGACCAAGCGUCAUAGAGAAUACCAUCUUAACGAACAAUUGAAGUGGAUCAAGAAGGAGCUUGGAAUUGAUGAUGGACGUGAAAAACUAAUUGCCAAGUAUAAUGAAAGGGCCAAGAAGUUGCACAUGCCUCCCGAUGUUAAAAAAGCUUAUGACGAUGAAAUCAACAAAUUGCAAACCUUGGAACCAAUGAUGUCCGAGUUCACCGUCACUAGAAACUACUUGGAUUGGUUAACGCAGAUACCUUGGGGUAAGCAGUCCAAAGAUAACUACAGCAUUAAAAGAGCCAAAAAAGUUCUAAAUGAUGAUCAUUAUGGAUUGGAUGAUGUUAAAGACCGUAUUCUUGAGUUCAUUGCCGUCGGAAAGCUUCUUGAUAAGAUCAACGGUAAGAUUAUCUGUUUUGUUGGACCUCCCGGCGUUGGUAAAACGUCUAUUGGUAAAUCCAUUGCCAAAGCAUUGAAUCGUAAAUUUUAUAGAUUUUCCGUUGGUGGUUUGAGCGAUGUUGCAGAGAUAAAGGGUCACAGAAGAACUUACGUGGGUGCCAUUCCUGGUAGAGUCGUGCAAGCCUUGAAGAAAACUGAGACAGAGAAUCCCCUGAUUCUUAUCGAUGAGAUUGAUAAAAUGUCGAGGACCCAUAGUGUUAAUGGAGGUGAUCCUUCUGCUGCAUUGCUUGAAUUGUUGGAUCCUGAGCAAAACAGUGCAUUUUUGGAUAACUACAUGGAUGUUCCAGUUGAUCUUUCUAAGGUACUUUUUGUUUGUACUGCCAACACAUUGAACACCAUUCCGUUGCCACUUUUAGAUCGUAUGGAAGUGAUUGAGAUUUCUGGCUACAUUGAAGAUGAGAAGAUAAAGAUCGCCGAGAAGUACUUGGCACCAGAGGCUAAGAAACACGCCGGUUUGGAGCACGUCAAGGUGGAUAUUACUGAGGAUGCUCUGAAAAGCUUGAUCAAAAGUUACUGUCGUGAAAGUGGUGUUCGAAACUUAAAAAAACAGAUUGAAAAAAUCUACCGUAAGGCUGCCUUAAAUGUUGUCGAGACCGUGGGAGAUCCAGAGGGAGAAGAGGCAGAAUCAGUUGUCGAGGAGAGCCAAGAGAAGGAGAUCGAGAAGAGAGAGGCUGCAGAGGCUAAGAAGGAGGCCGACACGGAGGCUGAGAUUGAGGCCGAGAAGAACCUCAAAGAAGAUCCCGCUACUGUAUACGGUAAGAAGACAGCUUCUGAAGUUAAGAAGGACGAGAAAGCAGACGUGCUCUUCAAGUCUCAGAAGCCUGAAAAAGAAGCUGUUGCAAAGAAGAUCAGAGAUAAAGUUACUAGGAUCGUAGUUCCAGACGAUUACUCUGUUCAGAUCACUCCCGACAACUUGAAGGACUACGUAGGACCACCUGUGUUUAUCUCAGACAGGAUGUAUCAGACAACACCACCGGGUGUGGCCAUGGGAUUGGCCUGGACCUCGAUGGGAGGCUGCGCAUUGUAUAUGGAAUCUGUUUUAGAGCAUGUUCUUUCCCGGGAUUCGCAUCCUAAGGUGGAGCGAACAGGUCAGUUGGGUGAUGUCAUGAAGGAAUCUGUGAGUAUUGCAUACUCUUUUGCCAAAGGCUUCAUGGCACGUGAGUUUCCCGAAAACAAGUUUUUCGACAAAGCUCAAAUCCAUUUACAUUGCCCAGAAGGUGCCACUCCAAAGGACGGACCUUCUGCUGGUGUCACAAUUACCUCCUCAUUCCUUUCGUUGGCAUUAAAUAGACCGUUAAGGCCUGACGUGGCUAUGACGGGUGAGAUCACCUUGACAGGUAAAGUGUUGAGGAUUGGUGGUUUAAAGGAGAAGACUUUAGCUGCCAAGAGAUCUGGCGUUAAGACAAUCCUCUUCCCGAAGGACAACGAGGUUGAUUGGAAAGAGUUAUCAGAAAACGUUCGUGAGGGUUUAACACCAAUUCCUGUUGACUGGUAUUCAGAUGUGUUUAAGGCAUUGUUUUCAGUCAGCAAAGAGGAGGGUAACAAUGUGUGGAAGAAGGAGUUCGACGACAUUAAAGAGGAAGAGGAUAAAGAAAGGCAAAGAAUUCGUCAAUCAUGA
Molecule: messenger RNA, 3621 nt
Organism: Brettanomyces nanus
Lineage: Eukaryota; Fungi; Ascomycota; Pichiomycetes; Pichiales; Pichiaceae
Exons: 1
Coding region: 1-3621 (1206 amino acids)
Biological process (GO): mitochondrion organization; protein catabolic process; protein quality control for misfolded or incompletely synthesized proteins
Cellular component (GO): mitochondrial matrix
Molecular function (GO): ATP hydrolysis activity; ATP binding; ATP-dependent peptidase activity
Source: RefSeq, a predicted model, not a curated record